Molecule: messenger RNA, 1596 nt
Organism: Scedosporium apiospermum
Lineage: Eukaryota; Fungi; Ascomycota; Sordariomycetes; Microascales; Microascaceae
Exons: 4
Coding region: 1-1596 (531 amino acids)
Biological process (GO): sphingolipid metabolic process
Molecular function (GO): glucosylceramidase activity
Source: RefSeq, a predicted model, not a curated record
AUGAGAUUCACAGACAUAUCCCUCGCGGUCCUCGCCGCCGCCCACCCCGCAACCUCCACGCCCCUCCAAUGGGCCAAGCGCCAAUUCGGCGGCUUCCCCGGCUUCGGCGGCGGCGGUGCUGGAGCCGUCAGCGGCGAAAUCACCGUCGACCUAACCAAGACCUACCAAAAGAUGGACGGGUUCGGCUUCUCCCUGGCCUUCCAGCGCGCCAACCUCAUCACCAACAACCCGAGCGAGAAGAACCGCGACGAGCUCAUGGACCUGCUCUUCAGCACCGAGAAGGGCGCCGGGUUUUCGAUCCUCCGGAACGGUAUCGGGAGUUCGCUCUCGAGCGAGAGCGAUUGGAUGAAUACUUUUGCGCCGGAUAAUCCGGGGAGUCCGACGGCGGAGCCGACGUAUAAGUGGGACGGGAAGGAUAGUGGGCAGCUUUGGGUUGCGAAGACGGCGGUUGAGAAGUAUGGGUUGAAGUAUGUUUAUGGGAACGCGUGGAGCCCGCCGUUUUACAUGAAGACCAACAAUAACGAAAACAACGGUGGAAACCUCAAGACGGAGUGGUACCAGGCCUUUGCCAACUACCUCGUCCAAUACGUCAAGUUCUACGCCGAAGCAGGAGUGAACAUUACGCAUCUCGGUCCCAUGAACGAGCCUGACUUUUCCGCCUCCUACGCCUCAGCCCUCUGGAACGGCAACCAAGCCGCCGAAUUCAUCAAAGUCCUCCAGCCCACAAUCGAGCGCGAAGGCCUCGCCUCGCAAGUCGGCAUCGCCUGCUGCGAAACCGGCGGCUUCAGCCAAGCCGGGGCCAUGGUCAACGCCAUCAAGGGCGCGGGACAAGAGUCGAGCCUCAAGGCGGUGACGACGCACACGUACCUCAGCGCGGCGAACGGGCAGAUCAACACGGUGGCUCCCGUGUGGUUCUCGGAGCAGUGCGAUUUGAACGGGCAGUGGUCUACGGCCUGGACCGGGGGAGGGGCCGGGGCUGGGUUGACGUGGGCGAAUAAUAUUAUGGAUGCUAUUAUGAAUCACAAUGCUGGAGGGUAUCUUUAUUGGGAGGGGGUUCAGUGGCCGAAUCCGAACACGAAUGAAAAAAUCAUCCGCGUGGACCAGCAAACAGGCAACUACGAAGUAGCAACCCGCCUCUGGGCCUUCGCCAACUGGUCCCGCUUCGUCCGCCCCAACGCCGUCCGCGUCGGCACAUCGGGCGGCUCCGGCGUGCGCGUGGCGGCCUUCAAGAACGAGGACGGCUCUGUGGCCGUCGUGCUCAUCAGCCAGGGCGGCGCGGGCGACAUCACGGUCAAAGUUAGUGGAGACGGCGCGCCGACGGGGAAGGCUACGGCUUGGGCUUCGGAUAAUGAGAGGAAGUGCGCGGAGGUGGAGGUUACGGUUGCGGAUGGGGCUGUUACUGCUGCUGUUGGGCAGAGUUCGAUUACGACGAUCCAUAUUGCAGCGGCGGAGGCUGAGGCUGAGGCUCCGGCUGCUGAGGUGCCUGCGGAACCGGCUACACCUGCUGAUCCUGCCGAGCCUGCCGAAUCUGCUACGCCUUCUGCACCUGCCGAGCCUGCCGAAUCUGCUACGCCUUCUACACCUGCGGAGCCGUGA